Patella vulgata (common limpet) is the source of this 1656-nucleotide messenger RNA. Its product is annotated as U3 small nucleolar RNA-associated protein 15 homolog. Gene Ontology annotation, cellular component: nucleolus. Gene Ontology annotation, molecular function: protein binding. The coding region runs from base 46 to 1593 and encodes 515 amino acids. Lineage: Eukaryota; Metazoa; Mollusca; Gastropoda; Patellidae. The record is from RefSeq and is a predicted model, not a curated record. Gene Ontology annotation, biological process: rRNA processing; positive regulation of transcription by RNA polymerase I. The transcript has a single exon.
UAUUGACAUGUCUCUUCCGGUCAACACGUGUUUUAUGUUUUCAAGAUGGCUGCGUCCUUUAAGAAAACACAAGCAAAAGCUUAUCCCAAGUUUGGCGAAACUGCCACAAGAGAUUCGAUUUAUUGGAACGAUCUAACAGUUCCUGUAACCGUCAAAGAAUAUGGAGCUAUUACACACAUUGAUUUCUGCCCCGUGGCUCCGUAUUAUAUGGCAGUAACAAGUUCGGCAAGGGUGCAAAUCUACAGCCCGAAAACCUGUCAAAUCGUCCGGACAAUUAGCCGGUUCAAAGAAGCCGCCCACAGCGCUUGUUAUCGUUCAGAUGGUCGACUCAUGGUUGUAGGCGGAGAAGAAGCCCUUGUCAGCGUUUUUGACGUAAACAGCAAAUCAUCACUGCGAACAUUCCGCGGGCACAAUCGACCAGUCCAUGUCACAAGAUUUUUAUCCGACAAUGUCCGAGUGUUAUCAGGAUCAGACGAUAAAUCGACAAGAAUUUGGGAUUUGGCAAACGAAAAACAGAUAAUUAAUUAUAAUAAAGAACAUGAAGAUUACGUCCGAAGUGGAACAACGUGUAUGACGAGCCCUGAUAUGGUGCUAACAGGAUCUUACGAUCAUAAAGCUAAACUAUUUGAUACCAGAGUUUCUGAGAGUGUUCUAACAGUAGAUCAUGGAUAUCCAAUUGAAAGUGUUCUAAUGUUCCCCAAUGGUGGGAUAUUUAUGACAGCGGGCGGAAAUAUUAUAAAUAUCUGGGAUGCGUUGGCUGGUGGUCGUCUCUUAAAAUCAUUGACACAUCAUCAUAAAACAGUGACGGCCUUGACAUUCUGUAGUGAUUAUCAAAGGUUCAUGUCCGCGUCGUUGGACAGGCAUGUUAAAGUGUACGAUGUGACGACCUAUCAGGUAGUUCACACACUUGAUUACCCAGGUUCUAUUUUAAGUGUGAGUGUUGCCCCUGACGAUGAGUUGGUUGCCGUGGGGAUGACGGAUGGUUUGUUAUCUAUGCAGAGACGGAAAGAUUCCGAACCCAAAGAUUUAAAACCUGUGAAGAAAAACUCCUAUAAAUAUCAACUACAGGCAAAAACUUAUGUCGUCCAAAAAAUGGAUCAAGUUGUUCAGCACAAAAAACGUGAAAUUUUACAAAAAUAUGAUAAAAGUCUGAAAAAAUUUGAUCACAGCAAAGCAUUAGACGAGGCCCUCCAGCUUAAAAUUCAACGAAAACAUCCAGAAGUAACAGUUGGGAUAAUGCAGGAAUUAAUGCGAAGGGGAACAAUAAAAGCGGCGGUCGCAGGACAAGAACCUAAGACACUGUGCAUGUUGAUAAACUUUGUGCGUUGUAAUUUGACAAAAACAGAAUUUGCAGUGACGAUGAUGGAUAUAGCAAAUUUAAUCAUAGAAAUUUACUGGUCGACUAUUGGUCAGAACAGUUUUAUUGACAGUGCCUUAAUGUCAUUAAAAAAGGUUGUAGAUCGCGAAUUAGAACAUAUCAAAAUAUCCAUGGAAGUUUUAGGUGCCAUGGAUGUUAUCUUUGCAGCAGCGAAUUCCAAACAAUCCAACUCCACUGAUGUAGCGGUAGAACCGUUAAAAUCAGAUCUCUCUUAAAAUCGGUGCCAUCUUUUUUUUUGUUGAUAACUGAAUGAUUGUUAUAUAAAAAUAUAAAUUAAA